UUGUCACAAAUGUGCUUCCUGUUUACGUUUUGCAAGAACUUUCAGAACAAGACAGAACAGACAUCGGCCCUUAGAAGAGUCUCGGCGUUUGUUUAUACAGUACCUGCACUCGAUCCUGUCAGUUAGACAGGCCGUUUCAAUGCAUUUCAGAGAACCUUUAUCUCCGCGCAGAUGGACGCCGUUGAUCUGUUUUCAAGCUGCAGGAAGGGCGACAUUGCCAGAGUGAGAUACCUGGUUGAGCAGAGGGAUGUGGAACUAAACAUCAGAGAUAAAUGGGACAGUACACCUCUGUAUUAUGCAUGUCUGUGUGGACAUGAAGAACUGGUGCAGUACCUGCUCGCCAACGGGGCGAAAUGUGAGGCGAACACGUUCGAUGGUGAGCGUUGUCUUUACGGCGCGCUGAGCGACCCCAUCCGCCGCCUGCUGAAGGAGUACAAGCGCAUCACAGCCAAAGCCAUGCAGAGAGAUUACUACGACCAGUUCUUGCAGACACUUUUGGAGCUAGGUAAUUACAGCGACGUCACGUUUAUGGUGCACGGUGAGAUGUUUAAAGCCCACCGCUGUGUCCUGAGCGCACGGUCCGAAUACUUUGCUCACAUGCUGGAGACCAAAUGGAAAGGGAAGAGCGCCAUUGCUCUCAAACAUCCACUGGUGAAUCCUGCUGCAUUCGCUGCAAUCCUGCAGUAUUUCUACACUGGUCGAUUGGACAUUGAUGUGAAUUAUGUGGAGGACUGCAAGCGUCUGGCCAAACAGUGCAAGAUCGGUGAACUCAUUGAGGAGCUGGAGGUGAAAUGCAAACAGGUUUAUGAGUUCGUGUCCAGUAAGCCGGGCACAUGUGUGAAGGUGUUGACUCUAGACCCUCAUGAGUUUCAGCUGCAGGAUGGAAUGGCUCUUCUGGCUGACAGCGCUCUUCCAGAUGAACUCAGGGUCGGAUACGGUCAGCUUCCUUUCGAUCUGACUGACAGUUUUCCGAGCUAUCCUGACAUUUGCUUCCGGGUGGACGGCUAUGACUUUCUGUGUCAUAAGGCGUUUUUCUGCGGCCGUAGCGAUUAUUUCAAGGCACUGCUUGAGGAUCAUUUUAGUGAAGGUGAAACUCUGCUUGCGCUUCCUGGUAUUCCUGCGAUCACCCUGCAUGAUGUGUCACAUGAUCUGUUUACCAGAAUCCUUUACUACAUCUACAGCGACAACGCCCAGCUGUCGCAUGAGAACGUCUAUGAGGUUCUGUGUGUAGCUGAUAUGUACCUGUUGCCCGGUCUGAAGCGUCUGUGCGGCAGGACUCUAGCGGCGCUGCUCAAUGAGGAGAACGUGCUGCACAUGUGGAAGACGGCAAAACUCUUUCGGCUGUCACGUCUAGAAGAUCAGUGCACAGAAUAUAUGGCCAAGAUCAUCGAGCGGCUGGUGGACAAAUCCGAGUUUGCAGAUAUGAUCAGAGAGGAUGCUGGGAAUGUGGCCGCCAGACAGGAAACAGAUUCCAUCCCUUUGGUGGAUGAGAUCCGUUUCCACAUCGCCAGCAACGUUCAGACGUACAGCGCCAUCGAAGAGGCCAACCAGAAAUUCGACGCCCUUGAGAUCCUGCUGGCCAGCAUCGGCCUCGAGUGCUAAGAAAGAAUAAGAAAUCUAGAGGAAGUGACAUGGAGAGCGUGUGGAAAUGAGGUCGGGGGAACCUAGUGGUUUACAAAAUAAGAGCUUUACAUGCACAGUAAAGAUUCAUGUGUUGCGAGCUGGCAUCACGUUAGCAGUUACACACUAACAUGGUCGAUUUUAACAGCAGAUUCUUUCAAUAACAGAUAUUAAGAGUGCAUGUACUGGCACGGUACUGUUUUUUGCUGGUGUGAAUUAUGGGAACUUUUAAUAGCAUUUAGAAGUAUCUGUACUUUCCUGUGAAUAAACUCACUUGCAGAGAAAUGAAAUUGAAUUUCAAAGGUUGAUAUUAGCAUCCGUGUGAUGCCGUGAUUAUGUUUGGGCACGUGCCGUUCUUUGUUCCAGAUUUAUCAUGCAGAUUUAUCACGCGUGUCGAGCACAAAGAAUGAACGCAUCAUAGGUCAAGCUGUUAAAGCAUCAGGUAUGAGACACGGAUUAAUGGAAUUGUAAACAGGAUGAGAACGAUUUGUUUAACAGGAAUACAUUUUAAAUGGUCUCUAGGAAAGCUUAAGGACUUAUCGAGGAGAUUUUAUUUCCCAAAAGAAUUUCACUUGCAUUCUCUCUGAUGUUUUUGUGUGAUAGAGGACCGUUUACUGAAGCAGAUUAUUUUCUCAUUGAUAUACAUAUUUCUCCAGCAUUGCGUUUCCGGUUUCGGACUUCUGUACCCACUCUGAGCACGAUUCUCCCUAAACCUCAUUUUCCCUCAUCUUGCUUUCGUUGCUCGUGCUUCUUAUUCUUACAACGAUUUUAUUUGAUUUCAAUGUCUUUUAUUUCUUUGGUUUUAAAGAGGCACGUCGACAUGAUGUGGUUUAAAUGACAGCAGGAGGUUGAGCUCAUUUAAUUAGCAGCACUUUUUGUAAGCACAGAUUUAUGUUUCUGAACUGUGCUAAGAUAAAUUCCCACGAAUGACACUUAAUGUGUAUGAAUGUUUUAAGUUGUUAUUGUUUACUGCCAGAUGGCAUUUUUGCUUUCAUGUGAGUUCAUGUGGGAUGGGAUGUAAAUAGGUGAGCAGAAAAUAAAUAUUUACUAAUGUAA
Molecule: messenger RNA, 2676 nt
Organism: Triplophysa dalaica
Lineage: Eukaryota; Metazoa; Chordata; Actinopteri; Cypriniformes; Nemacheilidae
Gene: abtb1
Product: ankyrin repeat and BTB (POZ) domain containing 1
Exons: 12
Coding region: 172-1602 (476 amino acids)
Cellular component (GO): cytoplasm; ubiquitin ligase complex
Molecular function (GO): protein binding
Source: RefSeq, a predicted model, not a curated record